GAGACCUGGGAUUUCUCAGGGGAUAGCUCAGGAUAACACUGAUUCUGCAUUAUUCAGCAUGGAAAUUGUACACAGAUAAUUUUGCUCUAAACGCAGUGAAUGUCACGGUCGCCAAUGACCAGCUAUGGAUAAGUCAUGCCUUUCUGGGCUCUCUCUGUCCUGGUACCCUGCGAGCGGAAAAGAGCUUAUAUGCACAGCAAAUCCUCACGCCUCCAAACAAGACAAUAACAGCGGUGCUGCUUCAUUUCCUUUUCUCGAUUUAGCGUGCAUCACGGGUGGUGGACUUUUGUUUCUUGCCGCCAUGUGGGAGGAUUGAGCACGUCUUCCGCCCAUGCGCUGUCAUCCACACUACUACGAUGUCUGGCAAAAACCCGUUGCCAUUUUUCUCUGGGCGUUCGAAAGCAAAGUCCCCUGCUCCCGAGCUCUUUCUCCUUGAUCCGCAACCAUCACACACUUCCAGGUCCUUACUUCAAGCGCCCAGGAUCGAUAUCACUAGUCUCCAGGUGACUCGGGACGGAGAAGUUGGGUCUCAUGCAGUUUCUCCGUCGUCUAUGUCUACGCCGCCGUCCUCCUCUCUCCUCCCCCGAUGGGUCCUAAGGUGGCGAAGUCCCAGUCCCAAUCGAGACAAAUCAACUACACAACGCGCCAAACUGUCCACGUCACCGCAGUCAUCUCCUGAUAACUCACGGCUAUCACACUCUCACAUCCCCUCUGAAGUGACUGCUAAUGAUACCCCUUCAAGGUUCGACCCACAAGCCAUCUACGAAACGAGUGCUGUAUCCGCCGAGCAGCCUCGAGGCGAUGGCCCUUCAUUGGGCGUGGGGUCUUCAUCAUCGGCAGCGGCGGCGACCGGCUCACAUGGUGACCAAAAGAAGACCAUUAUAGAUGCCAUUAAACUUCUUCUUCAAACUUCUGCCACCGCUCUUAAACUCGCACCUAUACCCAAUCUUUAUCAGAUUCCGAACACGCUCCUGGCGUGGAUAAACACCUACGAGGUAGGGCACGGACCCUGAGUUCCUUUGGUGAUCGCAUCAAUGCCUCUGAUCUUGUUACCUCGACCCAGAGUAUCAUCGGCAACGCUGAAGACAUGAAGAUGUUGUAUGUUGUGAUCCAAAAAGUGCACGACUCGGUGUUUCAGCCCCUCCGAGAAUGGACUGGCGAGAUUCCCCCCGAACUAGGAAAUCUAACAUGGGGUUUCCAUGCAUCCCUGAAAAAA
This is a messenger RNA of Cantharellus anzutake, 1216 nucleotides long. RefSeq lists its product as uncharacterized. The coding region runs from base 357 to 1013 and encodes 218 amino acids. The record is from RefSeq and is a predicted model, not a curated record. Lineage: Eukaryota; Fungi; Basidiomycota; Agaricomycetes; Cantharellales; Hydnaceae. The transcript has 2 exons.